UAAAAACGUAUCAAAAUGUACGGCUCGCAACUGCGAAUUGGUUCUCAUCGUUCACUUACAAGAGCCGUUCAAAAGACCGACUCGUUCGCGAACGUCACAUCUCUAAUGGCAACGCUACGAAAACACAGGCCUCAGGAGGAAGUGUGUACUGUGUCGACAGGUGUUGACCCUGGUGUUGACAGGUGUGUUGUGUUGAAGUACUGCUUCACUCGACCAAGUUUCAACUUUAAAAGUUGGAAUUUAUCUUUCUUCUGCUUCGGUCGAGAGAUGGAGAAGUACGAGCAGGUGUUGUGUUUGGGCAGGGGAGCGGCAGGUGACGUAUUCCUCAUGAGGCACGUGGAGCGGAAGAGCCUGCACGCUGUGAAAAAGAUCAAAAUAGAGGAGAACAAGGCCAACAAGACUCAAAGGACAAUUCUCCAAGAGGCGGAAAUCAUCAGGAGGUUGGAGCACCCUAACAUAGUCACAUGCAGCGAUGUUUUUGUGAAUGAUGGUUUAAUCUGCAUUGUGAUGAACUACUGUGAUGGCGGGACAUUAGAUGACAAAGUCAAAGGAAGGAGAACAAUGGACUUUUUCACAGAGGAAUCUGUGAUGGGCUGGUUUGUGCAGGUUGCUACAGCUGUGGAUUUUAUCCACUUGGCUAAAAUACUACACAGGGAUAUUAAAACCUCUAAUGUACUGCUAACAAAGCAAGGUGUGGUGAAGCUAGGGGACUUUGGGGUAUCCAGAGUGAUGACCAACACGGCUGAUAUGGCAUCCACAUGUAUUGGCACACCAACAUACCUGAGCCCAGAGCUCUGCAAGGAUAUCCCCUACAGCUCCAAGUCUGAUAUCUGGGCUCUGGGCUGUCUGCUGUAUGAGAUCUGUGCUCUCAGGCCUGCGUUCGAAGCCACAAACCUGCUGAGUCUGUUCUACAAGAUCACUAAAGGAGAGUAUGAUCCUCUGGUCGGCUUCUACUCUGAUGACAUCAACUGUUUGAUCCAGAAAAUGCUCCAUCUCAACCCUGAGCAAAGGCCGAGUGCCGCUUGUAUUCUCAGCAGUGCCUGUGUGGAAGCUCACCUACAGGCUAUUAAACACACUCAGAGUGACUUUGUAAACAUUGCGGCGUCUAUAGGAGAGACCAGUGACAUUGGAAUAGAAAGUAAACAAACAGACACAGACUUUCUCAGUGAGGCUUCUUUGUGGGAAGACAGAGAACACAGUAUGGAGGCCAGUAGUGAUGUGGAGGAGAAGGAGGAAGAGGAGCAGAAGGAGAAAGAGGAGGAGAAGAAGGAAGAAAUGGAUGCUUUGAGUGCUGGAGAACAAAACCAAAACGACUAUUACUAUCCUGAAGACUUUGAUGAAGAUGAAAGUUUGUCCUCUCUUAAAGAGCACAAUGAAGAUGUAGGAUCUCCAGUGAAGAGGGAUUCUGCUGAUCUUCUUGUGCUGUCAGAGACUCUGGAAGUCUCAGAUCAGGGUGAGUAUCCAGAUGAUUUCGAGGAAGCUGAGUUGGAGGAAGAACACAAAGACGAGGCAGCUGGAGUUCAUGCUGCUGCCUCUGAGCCACUACAUGAUGAUGUGCUAGAAGAAGAGUUUGUGCUCUGUGAUGCUGGCGGUGUGACCAUCACACUGAAAGCACUGAAGCCACAAUGUGAAAUAAAGGGUAAUCAGCAGAUAAAACAGUGACAUAUUCACCCAGUGCCUUGUUUGUUUUAUGGCAUUGCUUUCAAAAAGGGCAUCAGACGUUAGCCAUAAAACCUCUGAGCAGAAACUUAACGCUGAGCGUCUGGGAGCCUGCAGAACAUUUACUACACAAGUGACAUCAAACGCACGGUGGGUUCAAAGGGCUUGUGCUGCAAGAGACAAGAAGAUAUGACAUUUCAAAUUCAGCACACAUGACAACAUUUUAUAAUGUCACAUCAUGACUUUAAAGAUGUACAGGAGUGCCAGAUGUUAGAUUGCAUCAGUAGGUUUUAUUCUUUCUACUUCAUGUUGUCAUGCAUCAUUUUGUGUUUGUGUCCAGCUGCUGUUGUUCUUAAAGUGCUUUAUAAAUAAAGUUGAGUUGAGUUGA
Messenger RNA from Notolabrus celidotus (New Zealand spotty), 2047 nucleotides. RefSeq names its product serine/threonine-protein kinase Nek6-like. NCBI's taxonomy places the organism in Eukaryota, Metazoa, Chordata, Actinopteri, Labriformes, Labridae. Gene Ontology annotation, biological process: protein phosphorylation. Gene Ontology annotation, molecular function: protein kinase activity; ATP binding. Bases 16 to 1662 code for a protein of 548 amino acids. The transcript has 2 exons. The record is from RefSeq and is a predicted model, not a curated record.